Molecule: messenger RNA, 1107 nt
Organism: Aureobasidium uvarum
Lineage: Eukaryota; Fungi; Ascomycota; Dothideomycetes; Dothideales; Saccotheciaceae
Source: the annotation of a GenBank genome assembly
AUGAGUGUACGUAUCAGUUUUACGCAAGCACUUCGUGGCUUGCGAUUGCAGAAGACACUUCGAACUUCUGGAAGCAGUGUUUCCUACAACAGACCAGCCAGCCAGCCAUGGUUGGCUUCUUCUGCUUGUUACUAUCAUGUUACUAGUCGAUUUGCAAGUACAGCAAUUGGUAAAAAUGCCAACAAGCACAAGCAAUCUGGAGCCAAUGAUGAUCGAGAUCCGGUCGAGCUAUUCAAUACCCACCUUCAAGAUGGAACUCUCACCAAACCAAUGGCUCAGUCAUACCUUAAAACAGUAACUAGACAGGAACGCUAUGAUGGCGGAUUGGGUGAAGCUACCAUCAAAUGGAUGUGGAAUGAACACGACAGCUACGAGUUUCCAAGAGACACCAGUCUUCUAGACCACAUGGUCAGACACCUCGUAAGGGAGGGCAAAGAGGAGCUGGUAUGGAAAUGGAUUGAACAGAAGAGUCGGAAAUCCGGCAAUCUCGGUCCCACUGAGCGAUUCGUUUGGCGAGCCGACACUGUAAAAGCGCUCAUCGGCGCAAAAGCAUUCGCCUCGGACCGCGACAGUCUCGACGGAGCUUUGGAAACAUUCUUUCGUGCGAAGAGCAGCACAUACUCUAUCCCGCUUUCGCCAGCCAGAAUGAAUUGUGCUACAUUGCUUAUGAUGCCGGCGGAGAAGGCCGGCAUGUCUACGAAUUCCGACGCUAAGAUCGAGACACCACGAUGGCCAAACACCAGUGUCAAGUUGUGGGAAGACUUUCUCGAGAAUGUCGAUGCCAGACAGGAUAUCAGUGAGCCUUUCCAGGUGCAGCUACCACUAUAUCACCCAGAAGGCCCCAACCCGGUUCCCUACCUCAAACACUGUCGGAAGCUGGCAAAGGAUACCAUUCUCGUACAACGCCUGGCGAAAAGAUCAUCAGUAACGCCUUGGAUUGGACGAGGCAAACAUGCUGAGGCAGUGUUGCGUCAGCAGGGACAUGACGAAGACGCCAAUUGGUUGAAAGACUUCCUGCAAAACUUGCAUACAAGGUCCGAGCCUAUCAGGAAGAAGGAGGACCAGAAAAGAGAGAAGAAGCGCGGAAGGAACGGUCCGAAGAAAUAG